Molecule: messenger RNA, 776 nt
Organism: Bradysia coprophila
Lineage: Eukaryota; Metazoa; Arthropoda; Insecta; Diptera; Sciaridae
Source: RefSeq, a predicted model, not a curated record
AAUCUUACUGUCAUCAUAACAAUAAUAACAUCCAUUGCGGUCGGUUUCCUUAGGUGAUUUCGGUUAAACUAAACCAUUGCAUUUUGAGUAAAAUGGGUUAUCUACUCGCGUUGCUGCUAUCUACUUUCCUCGUACUAAAUGUGAUUCACUACACAGCUGCCGGUGGUGGUGGCAGCAGUCACAAGAAGGUGAUUAUACAUGUGCCUCUCUUCAUCAAACACCAUCAUCAUACUCACACCGUCUACAAACACGUCAAACCUGUUCACGAAUACAAGGUUUUGGGAUAUACGUAUGGAGAUCAUGGUGGUGAUGGAGGACAUGGAGGUGGAGGCCAUGGUGACGAAGGACACCAUGGUGGCGGAGGCGGAUAUGGUGGUUAUGAUCAUAGUGGAAGUGGAAGCAGUGACUAUCUCAGCGGUGGAAGUGGAUAUGGACAUAGUGGCAGUGGUUUAAGCAGCGGUUAUGGUCAUAGUGGCGGUGGUAAUAUUGAAAACAAUUUCGGACAUAGCGGCGGCGGAUACGGAGGUUGGGAAGACGAUCGAUAGUGCAAAUGUUUGCGAAACGAUUGCGUCUAAGUUAGUACCUCAGUUAAAUUUUUGCAUUUCUUUUCGUCAGAUUUUUUGUUCUAAAAAAUGUUUGGAACAAUUUCAAAUCUCAAUAUGUGCCUGCCUAGUCCGUAGUUGUUUUUUUUGUGGUUAUUAGUGCGAAGUGUGACUGCUAAGAAUUUGUUUUUAAAAAAAUUGAAAAAUUAAAAAAAUUAAAAAAAUUGAAGGAAA